Molecule: messenger RNA, 2001 nt
Organism: Cuscuta europaea
Lineage: Eukaryota; Viridiplantae; Streptophyta; Magnoliopsida; Solanales; Convolvulaceae
Source: the annotation of a GenBank genome assembly
CUUAGAAAAAGUUGAUACAUGUUUCCCAAAAUUUCAAAAUAAUUACAAAAAAUUUGAAAACCUUUAUAAAUCGCAAAUAUGGCCCAAAAAUAUAUGGUAGCUGUGUAAUGUGUAUUAUACUAUCGUAUUUGGUAGCAAAAGUACCUUUGCUACAUAGUAUGAGACACAUUUUUACGAAGGCGAGUGGUUUUUAGUUUUUACUCUUAAACCAAAGACGUCAUGGAGAUUGCAGAGAAUCUUCUCAGGUUGAGUUCUUCGGUGUAAGCCAAGCUAUACUCACUUGCAACAUUCUGAUAGCUAAUACUUGCUUGGCCAAUACAAAUCUCUGUUUUGGAAGAUGAAGAGCCUUUGCGGGGCUUCCAAAGAUGAUAAAUUCGUAGAAUUUUGGAAGAGAGAGAUUGGCUUAUCGGUCUCCAGAACUUUCUCUCGCCGAAUCGCGGCUUCAGAGGGUGUGGUGAAGCAACUUGAUUUGUACGGAAAAUUAAAAGGUCAUCAUGGAUGUGUUAACACAAUCAGUUUCAACUCAUCCGGUGACACUCUGGUGUCUGGCUCGGAUGACAAACAAGUAAUUUUGUGGGACUGGGCAACAAAGACAUCAAAAUUAUCAUAUCCAUCAGGCCACUUUGAUAAUAUCUUCCAGGCCAAGUUCAUGCCUUUCACCGAUGAUCGUAAAAUUAUCACUUCAUCUGCUGAUGGCCAGGUUAGGCUUGGCCAAGUGUUGGAGAAUGGUAAUGUAGACACAAAGAGGCUGGCAAAGCACGGAGGUCGAGUACACAGUCUUGCUGUGGAACCGGGAAGCCCAUACAUAUUUUACAGUUGCGGUGAAGAUGGGUUCAUUCAACAUUAUGACCUUCGAAGCAAUUCUGUCAAAAAGCUAUUUCGUUGCUCACCGUUAGUAGGAAACAACAAACAGUCCUCAAAUGAUAGCAUACGGUUGAAUGCUAUUGUUAUUGACCCGCGGAAUCCCAAUUAUUUCGCUCUGGGAGGCUCAGAUGAAUUUGCACGUGUAUACGACAUCAGAAAAUGUCAGUCGCAGGCAAAGACCACCAAUCCUUUAAAUACAUUUUGCCCUCGUCAUCUCAUUGAGACAAAUGAUUUUCAUGUAACGGCAUUGGCAUACUCUACCACAAGUGAAUUGCUCGUCUCCUACAACGACGAACUGAUAUAUCUGUUCCAGAAGAACAUGGGGUUGGGUCCUGAUCCUCCUUUAUCUGUGUCACGUGAAGAUAAAAAUAGCAUUGAAGAGCCUAUGGUUUAUUCAGGGCAUAGGAAUUUGCAGACAAUCAAAGGAGUGAAUUUCUUUGGCCCAAAUGAUGAAUACGUUAUUAGUGGGUCCGACUGUGGUCACAUAUUUAUGUGGAAGAAGAAGGGGGGAGAGCUUGUCCGUCUGAUGAAAGGUGAUGAGGGCAUAGUAAAUCAGCUCGAGUCUCAUCCUCAUAUUUCUCUUCUUGCCACCUCUGGGUUAGAAAAGAGUAUUAAGCUCUGGGCUCCCUCAUCAAAGGACAUAACUCCAUUGCCAUGUAAUUUUCAAGAGAUAAUGGAUGCCAAUAAGCAAGGCAGAGAGGGCCCUUCGCUGGUCACACUUACCCCUGACAUGAUAAUGCAUAUUUUGCAUUUGAGUAGGAUGCAAGCAAUGUCUUUUGUCGAGGAACACUACAACAGAGGGGAGGCUGCUGAGAGCGACGAAGAAGGUGGAGGUGGGGAUGAUGCUAUUGAUUUUGGAUAUUCUGAAGAUGAUGAUUCUGAGGAAGGAGGGAAUUCCAUAGAGUGCGACGUUGGCUAGAUCAAUAGGUUUAAUACUUUAAUUAUAUAGUUUAUGUAAGCAUUAUAUAUGAAAGCAACAAAUAGUUGCAUGGUUUUCCUGUAUAUUUUCUUACCUUCCUGAAAUGAAUGUCUAUUAUUAUUAUCAUCGUUAUCUUCCGCAUCAUAGUCAUCUAAUUCAUAUUUGUCAUCAUUGUCAUUGCCAUCUUCAUGGCUUCAUCAUCUAAUUUUUUCUUUUCG